Messenger RNA from Colletotrichum godetiae, 508 nucleotides. RefSeq lists its product as uncharacterized. The coding region runs from base 78 to 371 and encodes 97 amino acids. NCBI's taxonomy places the organism in Eukaryota, Fungi, Ascomycota, Sordariomycetes, Glomerellales, Glomerellaceae. The record is from RefSeq and is a predicted model, not a curated record. The transcript has a single exon.
AUUCAACAACAUCUUUUUGACAGGUAAGACUUCGAAACUUGGUCCUUUGAAGACUUGCUUAAUGGCCCCAUAGCACGAUGAAAUCAUCAAGCGGAAAAGGCUCAUGCUCAGUGUGCGGCCAUCUCAAUAAUGUACAUGUACGGCGAACCUGCAUUGCUAAAGGCUGCAAACAGCAAAUCAAAAUUUGCGGUGCCUCUUAUCAUUAUUGCCUGACUCUAGAUGGCUACGAUCGUCACCAGAAUGGAGACGUUGUCUGCAGAGAAUGUCCGCACCACGGGCGGGUAAGCAAGACUCAAGACUUCUCUCAGAGUCCUGUUGUUGACAGGGAUGGGGAUGGCAACAUUGUGAUCGUGAAGGAAGGCAUCAUGUAGGAACUGUAGAUCAACCUUUCCGGUUUUCCACUAUCAAAUAGUGAUGGUGCACACUUCGUUCUGUCGGACGGAUGCAAGAACCGUCAGGUGGGUGUGAAUCGAUACACGCGCUGAAUAAAUAUCCAUAUUUGAAAUUA